Malurus melanocephalus (red-backed fairy wren) is the source of this 5199-nucleotide messenger RNA. It is a transcript of the gene CENPC, whose product is annotated as centromere protein C. The coding region runs from base 92 to 2818 and encodes 908 amino acids. Gene Ontology annotation, cellular component: kinetochore. Lineage: Eukaryota; Metazoa; Chordata; Aves; Passeriformes; Maluridae. Gene Ontology annotation, biological process: spindle attachment to meiosis I kinetochore; attachment of mitotic spindle microtubules to kinetochore; kinetochore assembly. The record is from RefSeq and is a predicted model, not a curated record. The transcript is spliced from 18 exons. Gene Ontology annotation, molecular function: centromeric DNA binding.
CAGUGAUCCCGCCGGCCGUGAGCGCGCCCCGCGGCAAACGCGCGCGAGGUUCGAGGGUGGCGUGCGGAGAGCGCUCCGGUCGCGGUGCGGGAUGGAGGACGAUCUGAAUCAUUUAAAAAAAGGCUACAGAACAAGAUUCUGCCAUGGAGGAGGAAAUAAGAUUGAUCUACAGCCAGGUCAAAACAUACUGAAAUUUGUAGAGGAUUGCUUUGAAAGUUGCAGCAGUGAUCUUAUAAUAAACUCUCCAAGUUGCUCAACCUCUGUUUUGAAAAAUGAGAAGGGGACUUCGAGGCAAAGGCACAAGUCAGGGUCAACCAACUCUGUGAGAAGAGCCUGUAAUUCUGCAGAACCCUCACCUACAUCACUGCUAAAACCAGUSAGCAGCAGAGGACAGUCAUGUGAAUCACACCUGAAGCCUGCAACAGACGAUUAUGUAGCUGCUUCUAAAAAGCCAGAAUCUCCUGUGUCUACAAGUGAAAAAAAUAAUACAUUAAAACAUAUGGAAGCACUGUGCCAGCGUCCAGAUGUGCUUUUGGACUCUGAGGAUAAUCAUGAGUCUGUUGGAUCACCUUUUCCUGUGGAGGAAGCAAAAACUUGUCCUGUAGUUAAAUUGCGUUCUGAUAACUGGAAUACACCAGCUGCAGCCAAGAGCCAUGGAGAAAUUAAAAAUUUGGAAGAACAGCCUGGGAGAGAUGAGCAGGUGGAAGGAACAAAACAUGUUACUGUGUCUUCUGCCAGGAAGAAGUCUUUUUCUUCAGCAGUCUUAGCAGCUGUAGCAACGCGUGGACAGAGAUAUUCAGCCUCAGUAUCACCACCAUCACCUCAUCCUGUGAAAGGUCAAGAUAUAGAAACAGAAAAUGAAUGUGAAUUUUUAAUUGAUGAAUCAGGUGGUAUAUCUUCCACUUCUUGGAUUUCAAUACCCAGUAAAAAACCAAAAAACAAUGGCUCUGCAGGUCCCAUUUCUAAAUCUCAGCCCUCUGAAAAGAAGAAGACACAGAAUAAGAAAGUCAGAAACAGAAAAGUAGAGGCUAAAGCACCUACUAAACAGAAACUGGAUCAUCUGGGUGUUAGAGCUUUUGACUUCGAAGGAACGUCAGAAUCAGAUUCAAUCUCUGAUAGUGAAGAAAAGGUCCAUACAUCUCAAACCAAAAAGAGUACUCGUAUGGGAAAGACUAAAAAGGAUGCACUUAGACAAAACCCUCCAAAUGAGAAAAAGAACACAUCCUGGAAACUAGAAGCUGAAGAACUGAUGUCACGGUCUGGAGUGAAAACAAAACCAUCUGAUGAAGAGCAGUGUAAAACCAGGAAUCUGCUAAAUGAGGAUUUGUCUGUGUCUUCAUCUGACCAUCAGGAAGAGCAGACUGUGUCUUCAAAAAUGUCUCUCAGGUCUUCCAAGAAUCUGCAGUUGUCUUCUAAAGCUUCUUCACAAUUAGUUAAGAAGAAACAAACUGCUAAGCAAAAACUUCCAGAAGUUAAAGUAUCUGAGAAAGGGACAGCAAGUCCAAGGAAGAAGCUUAAAAAAUCUGUCCGGAAAAAUAGUAAUAAAAAGCCUCAGUUGCAAAGAGAGGAGAGUUCUGACAGUGAACCUAGUGAGGAGGAGCUUGCAAGAGAGGCUGUAGAAUUGAAUGAAGUAUGCACCACACCCUUGCAUCAGAAGUUAGAGAGUCCCAUGAUUCCAAAGUUCACYAAGACUGAAAAGCCUAGAAAUGUAUUGCACACAUCAGAGUCACAUGGUGGUGCAGAUGAGGGAACUCCUGUAAAGGCACUGCAGCAUCCCAUGGACAGUGUGAAGAAUCCUGAAAAGAAACGGUUGUCUGCCAAGUCUUCAGGGAAGAGACCCAAAAAGAUCCCACGUAGAACCAAUAAAGCUCUUUGCUCAAGCACUGAGGACACUGAAUCUCAAGCAGAUUCUGACUCUUCUGUACAGGAUAUGGCAAGGGAAAAUCAGAAGUUACCACAUGUGAAAACAAAAAGUAACAAAAGAAAACAUAAUAGGCAACACGUGCCACAGGAUUCCUUUGUAGCUGAGAAGGUUCCRGGUUGUGAAAGUGGGCCUGUUGACCUCCACCAUCCAGAUUGUGACAUAUUUGCUUGCAGCAGUCCUGAACAGGAUAAUACAUCUUCAGAUGAAUGUGAAGACUGCAAUUGUAAAUUAAUACAGCUGUUGUCAGAGGACAUAGCAAGGCGUAAAAUAGUWAUGCCUUCCAACACACCUAAUGUUCGUCGGACAACAAGGAUACGGCUAAAACCUCUAGAAUAUUGGAGAGGCGAACGAAUAAAAUAUGCUAUGAAWCCUUCAGGAGAGCUUGUGCUUAGUGGACUAGUGCAUCCAGAAACACAAUCUCCCAAGAAGAGUAAAAAGAGGAGGGAUCCUCCCAAGCAGAAAAGAGAUAAAACAAAUACAGGAGACAUACCUGCAAGUUGGGACCACACCCUAGCUGAUACUUCUAAGCCAACCACUGUACUGGACCCAGAAACAAAUGAGGAAGUACAUCUAGAUUGUGUUAACACUGCAAGCAGUAACAGUUACUUCUUCAAAGAUGAAGCAAUAGAAAUAUACAAAAAUUUGAAUACAUCUGUUUUUGCAACUGGUAGAUUGAUUCUGAAACCAUUUAAAGAAAAGGGGCACCAGUUUGUCCACAUGGAUACAAUAGCUUUCCAUAUUAUUCAUGGCAAAAUUAUUGUUACAUUACACAAGACAUCGUAUUGUCUGACUACAGGGGACUUCUUCUACGUUCCAGCAGGAAAUGGAUAUAACCUACGUAAUCUUCUGGAUGAAGAAAGUAUUCUUCUCUAUACACAACUCAAAGACAGGUGAAUGAAGAACUUUCUGCUGAGAAGUUUGCUUAAACAAAUUUGUUGUUUUAAAACUUUUGUAUGUGCUGAAGUUCUUUUUACAUACAAAAACUUGAGUGAGCCCGUCCUAACAUUACAAAUUAAUACAGAGCGGCUGAAAUCAACAUAAGAAGAGUUGAGAAAAAAAACAGAAGAACGUUAUAGUUUGCUGUCAAAGUGAAAUGACACACUGAGGGCGUUGCUCCGAAGCAGUUAUUGUUCUUGURCCAACCAGUGACAGAAAGAUACAAGUAUGUACUGUGUUGGUAUAUUUGUUGUUCCAAAUGUUAUCAAUAUGCUUAAUCUCCCUCAAGAUGCUUAGCACUGGAAAAAUGUUGACAUCUUCAGCUAACAUCUGAUAGAUAGUCUUAAUGACUGGCUGGUACAACCAGCUUAGAAUAAUCUCUAUUUAAAUGACAAACCUGCUGUUUGCAUUCCAGUAAUUGUUGUCUGGGAGAUGGGCUGCUAAAAUUAUGUUGUGCUGGGGUCCAGCCACCUUCUCAUAUGUUAACGACAGGCACUCCUUCCUUGUCUGGCAGCUGGAUGAUUAGUGCCUCCAAUUUGAAUAGGAAAAUAGGAGCUCUUAAGUAAGAGCUUAUCAGUUGUGUCUUUUGUGUGGAAGCUACAGCCUGAUUAGUUCUGAACAUUGUUGAUAGCUUUAUUUUGUGUAACAUCGAYAGGUCAUUGCCAAAUGUAUUACUCUAAUAUCUCCUUUUGAUUUGCUUGCUGUGUUCCUGGAUAAUAAUGAGGACCUUUGGGAAAGCUGUAAUUAUACUGUGUACUCCAGAAGCCAAGUCUAGACAGCAGAUGGUAUACAUAGCAUUUGUCUCCCAAGCUCUUCGAGGAUCCUUCUGGCUCAAGAUAAGGAUAAACUGCAGCUAUUCUGCAGUUUGGUAUGGUGCUUUCUCUCUCUGGGCACUGCUGUACUCUAAGAGAAGGAGAUAAGGAGAAUUGAAUUGGAAUCGUGAACUUUUAAGGACUUGAKGAUUGAGCACUAACCUUGUAAGCMRUCUUGGCCAUGAUCUUUAUGCUAARUCUAGAGUAUACAUUAAAGAAGGAAAGAGGAAUUGGCUUUCAGCUGCCAGCUAACUUCCUGUGUUUAUGAAGGGGGUUAGACACCAAGAUUAUCAUGCCUCUGUAAAAGAUGCUUUGGAAUUUGAAAUAAUACUUUCUGUCAUUCUCUUCCAAGCAGUAGUUCCUAUGGUUAAUGCAUAUGUAGACUGUGUUUUUUCAUUCAUGGCUAAGUCAUGUGUAACUCUUGAGAAAAUGAAACAUGCCCACUGCCAUUUAGUUCUGUCUUGAAACAAGCUAUUACUAUCAGAGUUCAGACUGCACAGAAAGACCUUUUUUUUUUUUUUUUUGCCGGGCUUAACUUUUGUAAGCAGUUUAAGAGUUAAAAAAGUUAAUUUAGGUAGUASGUAUAAAUUUGAUGUUGGCAGCUUUUCUAAAUUGAGGGCUUGGGCUGGCCUCUUCAAGGUCAGCAAGAUUCAAGUAGUGUCCUUCCUGUGUUGGAACCAUAUCACCUACCAGAUGGGCACACAUGCUGGUCUCACUGCUUGAGGGGAUACCACUCACUAAAACGUUUAGUUUUUAAGUAUUUCAACUCCUCAGGCCUACAGAGAUCUGGAAUUUUGCCACUUGGAAAAAGAGUACAGGGCUAGGAUUAAACCAAAGGCUCUGCUUCUAACUCAAGCAGAUCUCCCAACAUUCAGGCCAUGGAUGUGAUGGUGUCUGAUCCCGGCAGCAAACUGGUUCCACUUGAAAAUCAGAACAAGAAAACUAUUUGGUUGUGUUAAUGACCAGGGAGUUCUGAAUGGAAGUACCCUGCAAAUGUUUUUUUGUCUUAUCUGUCUGCAGAUUGGGUAGCAGAAGGAUGGACACUGAAGGGGUUAGUAGAGGUGAUUUAUGUGGAUGGACUACGGAGCGUGUGGUCCUGAAGAAAAAUGUGGGUCGAUCCUGUGGCAGAGUUCAGCAGGCUGCUCCUUGCCCAGGAUGUGUUUUCAUUUGGUGGGCUGAGAUGAGAACUUACAACAUUACCCACGUGUAUCAGGCACUGAUGUGUCUUCCCCCACCAUACUGUGCUGCAACUUAGCAGCAAGAUUUUGAGGGGUUUUCUUUUGGGUGAGGAGAAGUAUGUGCUUCAGGAUACUUCCUUAAGCRGAAGUGAUGUGUGCAGGUCUUUUCCUGACAGGCUGGAAAGCGCAGUUGUUCAUGUGCAGGCUCGAGGUCAGCAUGCUGGUUUGUGUUGUCCUGAUGGUAGGCUGGGAUUGUCAAGAGAGCUGGGUGGACUUGGCAAAGGAUGUCACUUUUUAGGUGGGAUGGUUUUGUUGCUUUCUGACUUACCGGUUUCUUGGGAGAGAUGUC